UCCUUAUUUGGAAGGGAAAGAUGGCGGCUCGGAACGGGAAGAGCGGGCUCCUGGAGAAAUGGAGGAUCGACGAGAAGCCGGUGAAGAUCGAUAAAUGGGAUGGAGCAGCGGUGAAGAACUCACUGGAUGAUGCUGCAAAGAAGGUGCUGUUGGAGAAGUACGGUUACUUGGAGAACUUCCAGCUGGUGGACGGCCGGCUGCUAAUCUGUACGGUUUCCUGUCUGUUUGCCAUGCUGGCGCUGGUCUGGGACUACCUGUACCCGUUCCCCGAGUCCAGGCCGGUCCUGGCCUGCUGCGUCAUCUCGUACUUCAUCAUGAUGGGCAUCCUGACGCUGUACACAUCCUACAAGGAGAAGAACAUCUUCCUGGUGGCUUUGCAGAAAGAUCCAGCCGGGAUGGAUCCGGAUCACAUCUGGCAGCUGUCGUCGUCCCUCAAACGGUUUGACGAUCAGUACACCCUCAGAGUUUCCUUCACGGACGGGAAGACGAAGAAGUCGCGGGACUCGGAGUUCACCAAGUCUGUGGCGACGUUCUUCGACGACAGCGGGACUCUGGUGAUGGACCUGUUUGAGAAGGACGUCUCCAGGCUGCAUGACACGCUGGCCACAGAGAAGAAAUCCAAAUAAGGCGGCGAACCGCCCGUCAGGGAUGGUCCUUUGGUUUCAUUUUGGUCUCUUAACAUCAGAUUCUACCUGAUCUUUAGCUUUUGGGUCAGAACACCAAGGCUUCAGCUUUGUUCCGGUUCAUUUUCAUCACCCCUCCUUUACAUCAUCUUAGUUUGGUUUAAAACAUCCGAGAAUCUGGCUGGUUUCCUCCUUGAGGAGCUCCAGGAGCCUCAUUGAUGAUGCUCCUGCUGCUCCUGCUGCAGGUUCAGGUAGAAUCUGAUGAAUCGGGUCAAACUGAAACCAACCAGUCAGCUGGAAGGAAGCAGGAAGAUUGACGUUUCCCAUUAAACCAAACUCCUUCAGCGGGUAGAGCAGGAGUUAAUCCGCUGUGAAACAAGUUAAAUUCGACCUUCUGGACGUCAUGCUCCUGCUCACAGUCUGAACUUCCUGCUUUGGUUCUAGAGGGGUAUAAUUGGAGCAGCUUCAGGCAAAGGGUUCCCAUCUACAGGUCAUCUAGUUUACUUUGAGAAUAAAUACAAUUCCUCUCUCCCCCCUAAUGAGUUUCAUUUCAAUUUCAAACAUCUGUUUCUAUAAACUGUAAAUGUGCUUAAUAUUCUGCUCAGAAGGCCAAAUCCCAAUGAAGCAUUUGAGUUGUUUCUGGUUUGUGUUUAAAGGGAAAGAUUCCGAUCGGUCGGAUCCCUUCUAAUCGUUUUCCAAUGUCAAUGUUUUCUAGAAGGAAGUGGACUGAAUGUCGACCAAACAGUUAUUUUAUUUUAAAUGUUUUAUGUUUCAUUGUUUUUCUGUUGGUUUUCACCAACACAGCUUACAUCUUUGUAAUGAAAAUAAACUUAUUAAAGGCUUC
Cyprinodon variegatus (sheepshead minnow) is the source of this 1467-nucleotide messenger RNA. It is a transcript of the gene spcs2, whose product is annotated as signal peptidase complex subunit 2. The coding region runs from base 21 to 626 and encodes 201 amino acids. Gene Ontology annotation, cellular component: membrane; signal peptidase complex. Lineage: Eukaryota; Metazoa; Chordata; Actinopteri; Cyprinodontiformes; Cyprinodontidae. Gene Ontology annotation, biological process: protein targeting to ER. The record is from RefSeq and is a predicted model, not a curated record. The transcript is spliced from 5 exons.